This is a messenger RNA of Plasmodium adleri (nom. inval.), 765 nucleotides long. Its product is annotated as conserved Plasmodium protein, unknown function. NCBI's taxonomy places the organism in Eukaryota, Apicomplexa, Aconoidasida, Haemosporida, Plasmodiidae. Bases 1 to 765 code for a protein of 254 amino acids. The record is from RefSeq and is a predicted model, not a curated record. The transcript has a single exon.
AUGGGAUAUCACAAAUUAAGGUUAUCUAUGAUGCUUGUCCUUAUUAUGUCGUUCGUUUUAUUCUUUAGUAUCAGCCCUAGCGAAGAAUUAUUUCAGACGAAAGGAUUUGACAGAACGGAAAAGAAUCUAGCAGUUAAUUUGAUGAAGAUAUAUGAAGACACAAAGGUUGAAGAAACUAAUUUUUAUAAAAACUUUGAUAGAGUUCACAACAUGUUUGAGGAAAUAAAGAAGAAAAAUAACAUCAACAAUAAUUAUGAUGAGGAACAUAUAAAAAAAGAAAUAGCAUCUGAUUUAAAUCCAUCCUUAUCUGAAAGUUUUAUGGAACCACGUUUUAUGGAACCACGUUUUAUGGAACCACGUUUUAUGGAACCACGUUUUAUGGAACCACGUUUUAUGGAUUCAAGUUUUAUAGAGAUGCAAUCGAAAGGACCUGUAGAAGAAGAAACAAUAUGGAGAGCUCUAUAUGACACUCAACUAAGAAGAUCCCCACCUAUAGAAGAGGUUCAUGUUUUUGCUUCUGAGGAUGUAAAGAAAGAAUAUGAAGAAGCUAAAAUGGAUUCUUUUAUAUCUCAAAUUGAUAUGAUAAAAUCAGAGUUCGAUAAAAAUUUAAAUUAUAUGAAUACAGAAAUGUUAAGACAAGAAAAUGAAAAGAAUCUAUUGGAAUGUGCAUGUUUGUUUUAUCACUAUCUAAAACAAAUGAAUAAUAAAAGGUCAUGUAAAAAUGAACCUUUAAGAAAGGCAUAUUCAACUAAAAUACUGUGCUGA